AUGGAUGCCGUCGACGUCUCGGAGCACUACGAGGUCACCGCGGCCGACAACUCUCCCUCCCUCCUCUCCAUCGUCCUCGACACAAACCCACGCGCCUGGGCCGCUCUCGACUCAUCCCUCUCCCUCGCCCAGGCCAUCUCCAACAUUCUCGUCUUCGUCAAUGCCCAUCUGGCGUUUAGCAACACCAACCAGGUCGCCGUCAUCGCCGCACACGUGAACCGCGCCGUAUGGCUGUAUCCCACUCCUCAGAGUCCAUCAGCUACCACGGCAACAAAGGACCAUUCAGGGGAUGUUCAGAUGCAGGAUGUGCCAGCCGAGACGAAUGCCCCUUCGAACUCGGCCAACAAGUACCCUCAGUUCGCGCAGAUCGAGUCCUCCGUCUUCUCGUCCAUCCAGACGCUCAUGGCAGAGACCACCGUGCAAGACCUCGACCAGGUAACAACACAACUCUCCGGAGCCCUGACGCUCGCCCUCUGUCGCAUCAACAAGGCCGCCCAGGCUCUAAGUUCAUCAGACACCACCAUCUCCAAUGCCGCCCCCGUCAACUCCACCGCCCCUCCUCCCGUCAAAGGCCGAAUCGUCGUCAUCUCCGUCUCUGACUCCGAACCCUCCCAAUACAUCCCCACCAUGAACGCCGUCUUUGCCGCCGCCCAUAAUCAGGUUGCCAUUGACACCAUUUCUCUUGCCGGAGACUCGACGUUCCUCCAACAGGCUUGCUUCAACACAAACGGCAUCUUCCUUAAAGCCUCCAAUCCCAAGGGUUUGCUGACCUACCUCAUGUUUGGUCUGAUCCCCGAUACCGAGGCCCGUGGAGACCUCAUCACACCGACUCACGAUACGGUCGACUUCCGUACUGCUUGCUUUUGCCACGGCAAGGUCGUCGACACCGGCUUUGUCUGCUCAGUGUGUCUCAGCAUAUUCUGCGAACCACCAGAGAACGCCGAGUGUCUCACUUGCGGAACUGUGCUUGCUCUAGGUAAUUACGGAGCGAAGCCUGCCGUUAUGCCUCGGAAAAAGAAGAAGAAGAAGAAGAUUACCAACGGUAGCGGGCGUGAGGAGACGGGUAGUGCUACAGGGACGCCAAAACCAUGA
Molecule: messenger RNA, 1092 nt
Organism: Trichoderma harzianum CBS 226.95
Lineage: Eukaryota; Fungi; Ascomycota; Sordariomycetes; Hypocreales; Hypocreaceae
Exons: 1
Coding region: 1-1092 (363 amino acids)
Biological process (GO): nucleotide-excision repair; regulation of DNA-templated transcription
Cellular component (GO): transcription factor TFIIH holo complex; transcription factor TFIIH core complex
Source: RefSeq, a predicted model, not a curated record